CCCUCGCCUCAAUCAAGUCGUGACGGCAGUCCGGUCUCUGACACAAGCUCUCCAGUCGACUCGCAGGAUGACAUAGCCACAGCAGAUAUACAACAACGCACGUUUCCUGCAGACCUUCCCCGCAAUGCGAAAUAUCUCAGGUUCUACCGACGCUUCCCCAUGUCUUCGUACUUCUCGGCAGAGGAAGAUGACAAGCCACCCUCUCUUCCGCGCGCACAGGGAGCUAUGUGGAAUACUCCGCGCCACCCAUCCGAUCUGUAUACGCCUCGUUUUGUCCGCGGCCGCGGCAAGGACAAAGUAGGGUUAUGUCCCAUCUGCUGCGAAAGCGUUCAGCGGGGUGGCGAGGGCAAGAAAGUGUGGUUAGCGAUGAAGGUCAGCGCCUUUAACUACCACAUGCAGUACUAUCAUGGUAUCUCCUCAGCUUCUACUCAGCCGUUUUCUCCUCCGCUCGCGUUCCGCGUCGUGGCCCGUGUGGCGGCCAAAAACGAAAAGUCUGAGAUCGAAGAGGGGAAAUGCCACAAAUGCAAGAAGUGGAUACCGCUUGAAAGCAUCAGAGACACAGAGCUCAAGGUCAAGGAACUAUUCUGGUGGAAACACGCUGCGACAUGCCACCGCGAAUCCCGUCUUGAGGGCGAACGCGACAUAUUCCUAGAGGACGACGUCUGGAAGAAGCUCCGUAAUAUCUAAUCCGUUGUAACCGCCAACCAAACGGCCGUUUUCUGAUCAUUUCCCUGUUGGUCAACUAAUCUCAUACUUACC
This is a messenger RNA of Stereum hirsutum FP-91666 SS1, 759 nucleotides long. RefSeq lists its product as uncharacterized. The transcript has 6 exons. The record is from RefSeq and is a predicted model, not a curated record. The coding region runs from base 160 to 687 and encodes 175 amino acids. NCBI's taxonomy places the organism in Eukaryota, Fungi, Basidiomycota, Agaricomycetes, Russulales, Stereaceae.